AUGUCUCACUACCUCUCCAUGCAGGCGUACAAGUCACAGUACGACGCCCUCCUCAAGCGUGAGGACAGAAGCAAAGGAUUCGGCCUCCUGUUCCAGGACUGGCCCUGCGAAGGAACCCUCGACCUCUCCAUUGCGUACCUCGCACCCUGCAAGUCCGACACCCGGGACCUGCGACAGCAGCCGAAGAAUAUGUUCUUCCUCAUCUCCGAGAACCGCGAGCAUGAAGAUAGCCCCGAGAGCAUUGGCCGCAUCCUCAAGAAGUUCGCCAAGAAGAUGAAGAAGCUGACCACCAAGGAACAGGAGGAGAAAGUCUUGUGCGCGGCUGUUGCCGCUGGUACCCAUGUUCGUUUCUUCUGGCUCGAGGUCGGAGAUGAGGAGCUGACGGAGGGCGACUUUGGCGCAUACCUAGAACUUGCCGAACAUGAGAAGGAGAUCAACAUUAUGCUGGAAUUGUUCAACAAUCAGCUGUGUGUCUCAUAUUCGUUUGAGAGCACCUGGUUCAGUGCCAUGGGCCGGAAGGAGGAUGUGAUGUGA
Molecule: messenger RNA, 534 nt
Organism: Penicillium cosmopolitanum
Lineage: Eukaryota; Fungi; Ascomycota; Eurotiomycetes; Eurotiales; Aspergillaceae
Exons: 4
Coding region: 1-534 (177 amino acids)
Source: RefSeq, a predicted model, not a curated record